AUGAACAAAGGUUCAGAGGAGGAAGAGACUGGGCGUGUGCCAGAAAUAAUGAGGACAUCAGUAUGGAACAAUUUCAUCUGUUUUUGCUUACCUUACUUACUGAGUAAUCAGACCCUGACUAACUGUAUUUCCUUACUUAGUGGUUGCUUCUCCUAUCUUCUACUCAUAGUGCUUCCCGGCAGAAUGAACAAAUGUGUGAAAUCUGAACUGACUACACUGCUGUUAGACAACUACAAUAUUUCCAUCUACGACCUAAACGGAGACCCGAAAGGUCAGGAAUUAUGGCCUAACUACUAUGCACAGGCCCAUGGGAUUGUUUUUGUGCUGGACUCCAGUGACUUAGGACGCAUGCAAGAAGUGAAAAUCAUCUUACCACGUUUGCUGUCUGAUGAGCGAGUGGCAGGAAAACCGAUUUUAUUCCUGGCAAACAAACAAGACAAGAAGGAUGCCCUCCUGCCUCGUGAAAUUGUUGAGUACCUGCUCCUGGAAAGGCUAGUAAAUAAGUCCCUGUACCGAGUGGAGCCUUGUUCAGCCAUCAAAAACUUCCAAAAAAGAAACCAUCAGCCCAUAAUUGAAGGGCUGCGCUGGUUAUUAGCUGCCAUCGGGGAUAAAUAUGAAGAGCUAUGUACUAGUCAACAGCAAUGUGGAAUGGGACUAUCACCUACCUCAAGAAACCCAACCUCCAAGGGCACCAGAAGCUCUAGAGAAAGAUGUUCAUUCAGCAGCUUCUACACUAGGAUGAGAAUGACCAAACAGAAAAGACUGGACUUAGGACACCAUUCAGUAGAAGCUAGACCCCUAAAACCAAUCCUUCAGAAGGAAGGUUUACUAAGACCUAAAAAGAAUACACCAGUAACAUUUGCUUUAGAUGAACCAAUGGAAGAAGGUGAAUGUUCUACAGGAAGUGAAGAUCAGAAAGCUAAUGAGCUCCACUACAAUCAAAGUGCUAACUUGCAGACUUCAGCUCCAUAUAUUGAUGAUGAUUCUUUUGAAGGUAAUAUUGGACCAGUGGUUAGUCAGAGAAGAUAUACAGGCCUUCCCUCACAAUUUCUAAAAUAGUAUUUCUAUUUUGAGUCUGAAACUUAUACUAUGGUUGGUGGUUAGGAGAAGAAGAGAAGCGGAAGUACAGGAAGAGUGCUUGGGGAUCAAGAGUGCUUGGGGAUUGCCUUCUGGAAGCCCAGUAUGACUCCCAGUACUGGGUGAGACAAGAUCUUUGGAUGGCUAUGUUUUUGUUGUUGUUGUUGUUGUUGUUA
Molecule: messenger RNA, 1253 nt
Organism: Trichechus manatus latirostris (Florida manatee)
Lineage: Eukaryota; Metazoa; Chordata; Mammalia; Sirenia; Trichechidae
Gene: ARL13A
Product: ADP ribosylation factor like GTPase 13A
Exons: 6
Coding region: 1-1059 (352 amino acids)
Biological process (GO): non-motile cilium assembly; receptor localization to non-motile cilium
Cellular component (GO): non-motile cilium; motile cilium; ciliary membrane
Molecular function (GO): GTPase activity; GTP binding
Source: RefSeq, a predicted model, not a curated record